AUGUGAAAAGUCCAGUUUAAAACAAAGCAGCACCGCAGCUUGCAGCUCGGCUUUUUGCGCAGCGAUCCCCCGACGCGUGACCAUGGAGGAAGUCCUCGCUCCUUUAAGGCAAGCUCUGAAGGAACAGGGUGAGCUGCUGCGCCUGCUGAAAGAGCAGGGAGCCCCUGAGCAGGACAUCAGUAAAGCUGUAGCAGAGCUGAAAGCCAGGAAGAGAAUUCUGGAAACAAAAGAGCUGGCUUUGCAGCCCAAAGAUGAUGAGGUCGACAGAUCAAAGAUAGAGGAUACAUUAAAGAGGAGAUUCUUCUAUGAUCAAGCCUUUGCCAUAUAUGGAGGUGUGAGCGGCCUGUACGACUUUGGCCCCGUGGGCUGUGCCCUGAAGAACAACAUCCUGCAGGCCUGGAGGCAGCACUUCAUCCAGGAGGAGCAGAUCCUGGAGAUCGACUGCACCAUGCUGACACCUGAGCCUGUCCUCAAGACAUCGGGGCAUGUGGAUAAAUUUGCUGACUACAUGGUGAAAGAUGCAAAAACGGGGGAAUGCUUCCGUGCUGAUCACCUCCUCAAAGCUCACUUAAAAAAGCUGAUGUCUGAUGAGAAAUGCUCAGUGGAGAAGGCGAAUGAGAUGGAGGAUGUGAUCACUCAGAUGGACAACUAUGCUCAGCAGGAGUUGGCUGAUCUCUUUGUGAAGUACAGCGUCAAGUCGCCCUCCACAGGAAAUGACCUCACACCUCCCAUCUCCUUCAACCUGAUGUUCCAGACAUCCAUUGGGCCAGGCGGGAAUAUGCCUGGCUAUCUGAGGCCUGAAACUGCCCAGGGGAUGUUCCUCAACUUCAAGCGCUUAUUGGAGUUUAACCAAGGCAAGCUUCCCUUUGGUGCAGCUCAGAUUGGCAACUCCUUCAGGAAUGAGAUCUCUCCUCGCUCUGGACUCAUCCGUGUCAGAGAGUUCACCAUGGCUGAGAUUGAGCACUUUGUGGACCCAGCUGAGAAGGUCCACCCUAAAUUCCCCAAUGUGGCUGACCUAGAAAUCAUGUUGUACUCCUCCAAGGCUCAGACCAGCGGCCAGUCUGCCCAAAUCAUGAGGCUGGGGGAUGCUGUGGAGCAGGGAGUGAUCAACAACUCUGUCCUGGGUUACUUCAUUGGAAGAAUCUACCUGUAUUUGAUCAAAGUGGGGUUGUCCAAAGAUAAAGUGCGUUUCCGUCAGCACAUGGAAAAUGAAAUGGCCCACUACGCCUGCGACUGCUGGGAUGCCGAGUCCAAAACCUCUUAUGGCUGGAUUGAGAUUGUGGGCUGUGCUGACCGCUCUUGCUAUGAUCUCUCGUGCCACUCCAGAGCCACCAAAGUCCCUCUAGUGGCCGAAAAGCUCCUCAAACAACCCAAAGUUGUAAAUGUCGUCCAGUUUGAGCCCAACAAGGGAGCCAUAGGCAUGGCCUACAAGAGAGAUGCCAAGUCAAUCCUGGAAUACUUGGCAAUCUGUGAUGAAUGUUACAUUACUGAUCAGGAGAAGCUGCUCAAUGAAAACGGGGAGUUCAUCAUCGAGACUGAGGGCAAGUCUUUUAAACUCAACAGAGACAUGGUCAGCGUGAGGAGAUUUCAGAAGACCUUGCACGUGGAGGAGAUUGUUCCCAAUGUAAUCGAGCCCUCCUUUGGCAUCGGCAGGAUCAUGUACUCUAUCUUCGAGCACUCGUUCCGCGUCCGGGAAGGUGAUGAGCAGAGAACGUAUUUCAGCUUCCCUGCCACUGUAGCUCCAUACAAAUGUUCUGUCCUUCCUCUGAGCCAAAACCAGGAGUUUAUGCCUUUUGUCCGGGAGUUGUCUGAGGCGUUGACCAAAAACGGUGUGUCUCACAAAGUGGACGACUCUUCAGGAUCCAUCGGGAAGCGCUACGCCAGGACAGAUGAGAUCGGAGUGGCCUUUGGCAUCACCAUUGACUUUGACACAGUGAACAAGACGCCCCACACAGCUACCCUGAGAGACCGCGACUCCAUGACUCAGAUCAGAGCUGAGGUCAGUGCGUUGCCAGGUAUUGUGCGAGAUCUGGCCAACGGCACCUUGAUGUGGGCUGAGGUGGAGAAAAAGUAUCCCAUCUUUGAGGGACAAGAGACCAGCAAGAGGGAGUAAAUAAAGUGGGACUCAUUAACUUCCUUUAAUUUCUACCUCUAA
Myripristis murdjan (pinecone soldierfish) is the source of this 2155-nucleotide messenger RNA. RefSeq names its product glycine--tRNA ligase-like. The record is from RefSeq and is a predicted model, not a curated record. Gene Ontology annotation, molecular function: glycine-tRNA ligase activity; ATP binding. Gene Ontology annotation, biological process: mitochondrial glycyl-tRNA aminoacylation. Gene Ontology annotation, cellular component: mitochondrion; cytoplasm. NCBI's taxonomy places the organism in Eukaryota, Metazoa, Chordata, Actinopteri, Holocentriformes, Holocentridae. The transcript is spliced from 17 exons.